CGCAUCCAACCCGUCCUGCUGCUGCUGUGUUGCCCGUGUUGCCGCCCCGACCGCCGCCUCCACCACCCACCCACCCACACCGCGCCGGCCUCUUCCCCCUGUCCCGUCUCCCUCAUGGCCUCCGCCGCCGCAUCCGCCGUCUCCUUCGCCAGGCCCGUCAAGGCAAUCAAUGCCAACUCGGUCUCCUUCUCUGCUCCAAGGAAAGGCAAUGUAUCCUUCCGUCUUCAGCCAGUUCCCCAGAGAUUUUCUGUUUCCUGUGCUGCCAAAAAGGAGACAGUAGAAAAGGUUUGUGAUAUUGUGAAGAGCCAGCUUGCGCUUGCUGACGACACUGUAGUUUCUGGCUCCUCUACGUUUGCUGAUCUUGGUGCCGAUUCCUUGGACACGGUUGAGAUUGUCAUGGGCCUCGAGGAGGCUUUCGGGAUCAGCGUGGAGGAGUCGAGUGCGCAGACCAUCGCAACGGUGGAAGACGCCGCCAACCUCAUCGACAGCCUUGUUGCAAACUAAACAUAUUUCUUUGCAAUAAUGGGCUACCCACUGCAAUCGUUGCUGCUGGAGAUGAUCCCGUUUGACGUGCUAGAUUUUACUGUGGAGAGUCGGUGACAUCUGUAUCAGUGUUUUUGCCUGUCUUGCCAUAUUAAGACAUUAUUUAUUAAGCGAAUGUUGAAGGAAUUUUUUCUUGUUGAAGCUGUGUUGGAGACUGAUUUCAGGGUCUGAACAUGCUGUGCUGGAAUUAACUACCCCUGUCUUUUUUGGGUUCAAAUCUACACCUUGUUUUCUAGA
Molecule: messenger RNA, 780 nt
Organism: Triticum dicoccoides
Lineage: Eukaryota; Viridiplantae; Streptophyta; Magnoliopsida; Poales; Poaceae
Product: acyl carrier protein 2, chloroplastic
Exons: 4
Coding region: 115-504 (129 amino acids)
Biological process (GO): fatty acid biosynthetic process
Molecular function (GO): phosphopantetheine binding; acyl carrier activity
Source: RefSeq, a predicted model, not a curated record